This is a messenger RNA of Notolabrus celidotus (New Zealand spotty), 5101 nucleotides long. RefSeq names its product CDC42 effector protein (Rho GTPase binding) 4b (gene cdc42ep4b). Lineage: Eukaryota; Metazoa; Chordata; Actinopteri; Labriformes; Labridae. The transcript has 2 exons. The record is from RefSeq and is a predicted model, not a curated record. The coding region runs from base 392 to 1387 and encodes 331 amino acids.
UUUGUGCGCCACACUGAUGCAAAGUAAACGGACAUUAGAGCACACCAACACGGGGACUGUCCUGCCACAACUCUCCUGCUCAGGAAACUGAAUCUGUUCCUCCUCGUGGAACUCCUGUGUUCCUCCUCUGUGUGUGUGUGUUUGGAAAGUUAAGUGGAAUAUAACCUGGAACUUCCUCCUCGUUUGGAUCGAAUAAAGGCUGAUCCGACAGUAAGAUGAAACCAGCCCUGGACGACCAGAAUGUCUGCAGACAAUAAACACCUGGACAUUUACUUGCUUUGACAACAUCUGGAACUGUUGCCCCAAACUUCCAAAAAUAAUUCCUCAAACUGCUACAAAACCAAGUCCAUUUCUUCUUCUUCUUGUGGAUUAUAAAUAAAAGACUGCCAUCAUGCCUAUUCUCAAGCAGCUGGUUAACACUAACCAGUCGAAGCGGCGGUCACGGGCUGACCUGACCCCAGAGAUGAUCAGCGCUCCGUUGGGGGACUUCCGCCACACAAUGCACGUCGGCCGAGGAGGUGACGCCUUCGGGGACACUUCGUUUCUCAGCACUCGAUCAGGGGAGCCUCCGAGGGAGCCAGAACCAAAGCAAAGCUCCCCGGGCCCCAAACCGGGGCUGCUGUCCCGCACCUUCAGAAGCAGCAAGCGGUCUCAGUCAGUAAACCGAGGGGACAAGUACGAGUACAACUCGAUGGCGUCUUCUGGUGGAUCAUCCGCCUAUGUGAAAAAUGCCAUAUCACUGCCUUACCUCAACAAUGACGAUAUGAGCAGAGGACAUCUAACAAAGAGCGUCUCCUCAAGCCCCAUGAAGACGCUGAUGGAGAUUGAUGCCAAGCCGGUGAAUGGCGCAGCAGCAAUGGCAACUUUAGACGCAGAGUUGGACGAGCGUAAUUUCGGUGAACUCACCGACCUGCCGCCAUCCAUGCCAAAGGGCGGCGGGAUGAAGCACGCUGAGUCCAUGAUGUCCUUCCACAUCGACUUGGGGCCCUCCAUGCUCGGGGACAUCCUGAGUGUGAUGGAGAAGAAAGGCUGGGAGGAGGAUGACCUCGGCUACGAAGAAGGGAAGGGCAGCGAUGGACGCGCCUCACCUUCCAAUAUUCCCCACAUUGACGACGAGGAUGCCGAGGAGAGGGCGCCCGCAAGACCACCUCGCAGUAUGUACCAGCAGAAGACCAUAGAGGACCCCUACACUCCAGAGCUACAAACCAGGAACAACCACCACAACCUGGACAGCUACUCCGUGUCCAGCUCGGGGUCGGCCACCGAGGAGAAACCGCAGUACCACCAUGACGGCGACACGGACAGCGCGAAGUACAGCUCGCCACGCGGGGAGGAGGACAGAGAUUUCACCUUUAUGGAUGACGACGAGGACGAGAUCCGAGUGUAAACCAAACUGGUGUCACUUUUUACGAACGGUCUGGAAGGACAAAUCCAGACUUUGGGAGGCUAUCACGAGCUGGGAAAGGCAGGAGGGAUGAUUAGGAGGCAGGACCACUCCUUGUAGAUUGGUAUAAUCAUUGUACACUUUGUUCAACAUCAUAAAUAAAACCAAUUAGGCCUUACUCACUGUGCUGUAGCAAGAAGAUGUGAGCGGACUGCAGAAGGCUUGCUCACAGAGCGGAACUCUUGAAGGUGCGGGGUUGUUAAUGCAGAUUUAUGCAGCAUCAAACUCUGAACUUACUACGACUGGGAAUUUCCAGUUUUGAAACGAUACUGGCGCCUGUUCUCCAAAGCCUUUUUUUCUUCCUCGGAGGUGCAGAACUGGAAAAAGUAACAACAACAAAAAAACAGCAAGCCAUUGGUUAUGAGCACCACACUCAUGGUCUGGGGGGAGUAAAGCUUGACCACAAGGUCAGAGAAGCUGUGCCCCCCGGCUGUCGGUCACAUUAAUAUCACAUUUGUUGUGUGAUGUGUGAGGUGAGGAGAAGGGAGGAUCUGUGAGGGCUCAAACUUGAUGAAGAUGUGUGGAUUACAGAAUUUGUACAAGGGAGAGGGGGAAGGACAUCAUUUGCCAAUGAAAGUGUUUGGCAUAAACACUAAAUAGAUAAAGUAGUGAUUACUUUUCCAUGUCUUACUUUAAGUGGGGAUUUUUUCUAUUUCUUUUGGAGGCUGGUCUACUGUUGUCGAGGUUGUUUUUAUCCGUUUGGUAGAUCCUUCUGUUGUAUUAUUUAGUCUCCUCGUUGUUAGCAAGGUCAGACAGCUGUGGUAUUUAUUCAUUUAUGUUAAUAAGGGAUGGAUCAGUCUUAUCGUGCACUACAAAGUCUUAAAAUUGAUGAUUUGGGUUUUUUUUUCUAAUGUGUUUCUUGACUUAAAAGAUGUUAUUGGUACUACGGAGAGAGCCCGUUUCUUUCUACCAUAGUCUGCUACAUGGCACUUAAGUCUCCAGUAGACACAAAUCACUUUGGCUGUUAUAUUUGAGGGAGGCCUGUAUUAGGAACCAAGGACCUAUGUGUGUAAAAAUGUGAAAUGUUCAAAAAGAGGCCUUUUGUAUGUGGUUUGUGUCCUGUACUUUUAACAAAAACAGGACAGGAGUGGUGAUUGUGGUGUGUUUUCUGGGUCACUCCACAUCAUUACUAAGUUUGGUAGCAUGAGCAGGUCAGCAGAAAGGCAUAAGCGAGAAAGGGACUUUUUGAGGAGAUAAAAUAAAAAAAAGCAAGCGGUUGAAUCUAAAUGAAUAGUUCUGGUUGGUCCCUGAGGGCAGAGAGAGGAUGUGAAAACAUGUUCCAGGUGUUAUUAGAGCGCAGAAACUUCACAGACGGGCAUCGGGUAUGUCUCAGGGCGGUGCUGUUGAGAGUGGCAGAUAUUUCCUUAAGCGGGCCCCCACAGGUGAUAAGACUCAUCUCCUCUACACAACCCAAAAUCACACAGCAGAAACAGAUGAUUAAAUCAACCAAUCAUCUGGACUUUCCCAGUCUACUCAUUAAAAACGUGCUGGAUUACUGGCGUCCGACCAGCUGGAAGUGCUCCAGGAACAGCAGGGUCAGGAACAGACAGGUGGGCUGUUUCUCUCUCUGGCUCUUUUUUUUUUUCUUCUUCAUGUGUUUAGUUGUAAUCUCACUCACUUGGCUCCUCCAGGUUACUUCAGUUAAGCCUAUAAAGGGGCGUACUUUUCUUUCCUGUGCCCAUGAUUCAUGUCUUUAGAAGCGUUCAAGAACUGGUUGCCACGUUUAAAAAAAAAUGGGACGCUUAUAUUCCCCAUAGUGGCGUUGAUGCAGGUGUGUACAUACAGAAUCAGGAUGCUGUGCCAUUCUUUCUUGGGUUUAUUGUAUAGUUUUGGAAACCACAUCCCCGUGACCCCGGUUGUAAGAUGAUGUGAGAAUGAAAGCAAACUGGAGGAAAUUGCCAAGUAUGUUCUAACCAUGUUAUUGGAAAAUGAUAGCAGAAUGUUUAAUUGUGUUAAUUUGUUUUGCUUAUGUAUAGACUUGCAGUAUGGUUUGAGUCAGAACUCGGACACUUUUUUGAUGUAAAUGGGCCAAAUUUGAAGAUGUCUUUACUUUGAUUAAAAAACUUGUGGAUUGUUUGGGGAAGCUGCAAUCUUUCACUUUCAUCCCACACUCUGAAAAUCGCAGAAACACUCCUUCUACGCCAUUUUUAAAAAAUCAUGUAAUGUAAAUAUGACUUGUGCCAUUGAUUAUUACAGCAAACAAUCUUUGUUCUGAGCAGUGUGAGUGUGAUUACAGCGUGAGAAUCGGAGGAAUGUUAACACUAAAAAAGCAGUCGUGGUGAAAUUGUAUUUGCAAGUCCAACAAUCGUGGGAUUACGCUUGCUGCAAUUUGGAAGAGGUAAAUGUCAAAUUAUGGACUUCAAAGGUGACAUAUCAUGCAAAAUUGACUUUUUAAUGGUUAUCUACCUGAAAUAUGUGUCCCUAGCAUGUCUACAACCCCCCUCCCCCCUGAAAAUGAAAAAAAUCCAUUCUACCCGUUCUGAUUUCUCCACCUUUCUGUAAAUGUGUGCUGAAACGAGCCGUUUCAGUUUUCAGUGUUUUUCAUACGUCACAACGCCAUCCGGUCUGUAACAGAAGUCAGAGCUCAGAGCUUGUUCAGUCCUCAACCCCUCCUCCGUUUUUCAUUACCUGCACACACGUGUGCUAACAAGGAGCUUAGGAGGGAGGCAUGCUAGUUGUAGGAUGUCUUAAUAAACACAAAGGUCGGUUUUACUCCCCACGUCUGCAGAUUUGAAGAUCUAGUGGAUGAUUUUUAUUUUUUAUGGAAAAGUGCUAGCGCUAGUUAGCAUAGCUACAUAGCUACAUGUUCGUCGCUGUGUACCAAGACGCACGUCGACAUACUGACAAAUAAAACAACAAGAAACACUAAAUCUGUGACCAAUCGUUCAGAAAGGUCCUGCUGCAGGCGCCUCUCCGUCAGGAUCAGAUUCUGGAUCAACUUCAGAGGGUUGAAGUAACGCAGGUCUGUGAGCAGCCAUGUCUAUGCAUGCAACAUGUGAACAUUAGAUCAACAUGCUGGAGAGCCGAGGCCACAUCCACUUCCUGAGGGGGCGUGCUCAGAGAGCUCAUUCACAUUUAAAGGCACAGACACAGAAAACAGCCUGUUCUGAGCAGGGCUGAAAAAGAGGGGUUUACAGGCAUGCCAAAAUCUGAUUUCAAAGUGUUUUUUUGAGCAAUAAACUUCCAAGACAUGUUUUGGGGACCUCUUAGACCAAUAUAUUGUCAUGAAAAAGAGCAUAAUAUGUCACCUUUAAAUAACACUGAAAUACUUUCUUGUAAUUGUCCAAACCUUCUGGCAUGUGUUGUGUUGCUCUGUGGGAAACUCCUAAGCAGGCCCAGAAUAAACCAUAUAAAGGAAUUUGCAAAUACUCUGUGCCUCAGGUCUGCUUAAAUGUUUCCACGGCCCUGACAGCUGUGGUUUGGCGAGUGGUGAGAAAAGAUAAGGACAGCGAAAAACAACCAGCUCAAAGUUCAGCUGUAGAAAGUUUUUUUUCUCCUAUUCAGUGGCUGUAGUGUUAUGCUAGGUAUGUACUGUCUUCCUCUCCUUUUCCUUCCCCUGGUUUUACAGUAUAUUAAUAUAUUUACCUUCAUUUCUUUCCUUGUCUUUGAAAUAACAGCUAUAUUUUUCAAUAAAAGGCAAAGCUGGUAAUCUUUAAA